AAGGAAGGAAGGAAGGAAGGAAGGAAGGAAGGAAGGAAGGAAGGAAGGAAGGAAGGAAGGAAGGAAGGAAGGAAGGAAGGAAGAAGUGUGUGUGUGUGUGUGUGUGUGAGAGAAGGGCAGAAGUAGAGACUGGGUUCAGAGGGAGACAAGCAGAACCACACAGCCACCUGCUCUCAGCUCAGUACACAGCGCUGCUGCUGAUUCAUGCUGUUGAACACCAGCCAACAGCCUCCUGCCCCUUACAUAAGGCCAGAUAAGGCCCAGUAAAAACACUCAGUUUCACACCACACACAGGCUAUGAGUCUCUUCUAGCAGUCCGAGGGAAGGCAAGGGAUGAGGGAGUUAUAGGGACCUGUAAUACAUGGCUAACAUUACGGAUAAGGAGGAGUGUUCAGAGCGGUACUAACAUCAUUGGUAAGACGGAGGAGUGUUCAGAGAAGUACUAACAUUAUCGGUAAAGAGCGUUCAGAGCUGUGAUGCAUUUUUAAAAGGAUAAUGAAUUCCAGGAAAUGGCACAGUGCCACACAUGCAUCUAAUGACAUAUGGAAAAUGAAUCAGACGCAGGGUGCAUCCUCAAUAGCACCCUAGUGGACUAUAAAAAGGGAAUAAGGUGCCAUUUGGGACACAACAUGGAGCAGUGGCCUUAAGGAGCUGUCUGCCUCUUCACAUGGCCGUCAAAGGACACAAGCAGGCCACACCAACCGCUGGCAGCUGCGCCACCCCCUUGGCAGUGAUCUGCUGGGGCAAGCACAAGCUGAGAGAACCAUGAGAGUGGCCCUCAACACAUCACUCAGGACCAUAAGGACAGCUGACUCUCCACAGCCCUACCCUCAUGAUGAGCCCCCCCUGCCACGGCUUACCCUCCUAGCGAGCACCAGCCUGCCCAGAAGCCCCAGACGCUGUGUGCCAGGUCAUUCCAGCAAGGCUACACCAGAGGACCUGUUCUACCUCCUGUCCCGCAGUGUUGUCCAUUACAACCAACCAGACGUGGUGCUGGAGUGCCUGGGAAGCCAGUGGGAGCUGCACUGCCCUAAUCUCACCAAGUCAGGCACCCUAAGCGACCUCUACAUGUCAACCAGACAGCAGAGGGCAAGGAGCCUUCAGGACAGAGCAGGAAGUGGUAAGAGUGGGAAAGACAAGUUAUACAGCCGACCUGGCAGCAGCAACUCCAGCAGAGACAAACAGAAUGGGAAGAAACCCGCAGGCCCCCUGGUCCUCCAACUCUCUGUGAAAGAAGCCACCGUCACCAAAGAGGCCCUCUCUUUUGCCCUCAGGACUCUCUAUAACCCAGAGGCAUGUCCUGAACACUGGGGAGAGGGGGUGCUCUCUACCGCCGCCCUGCUGGGCCUGCCACACCUUUUCCAGAGGUGCCUAACAGAGAUGAUAAAUAAAAUCAGUUCCUCCACUGUGUGUAUCUUUCAUCGUGUGUCCUGCAAGUUCAAGGAGACCAGUCUUCAGAGAGCGUGUGAGCGAUGGUUGGAGCUUUACCUGGUGACUGAGUUGACAUGUUUCAUCUACCUAAGAGACUUACCCUUUGAACUCCUCCACAAGACCCUAAGCUCACCCAGGGUCUUUGCUGCCUGUGAGUACCAGCUCCUGAAGACAGUGCUAUACUGGGUAUUCCUACAGUUCAACCCUGCGGCUCAGAUCCUUCCCUCCCAUAGGUUCAUUAUGACCUUCUUCUCCAGUUGGCCAAGGGCUGGCGUCUUCUUGGAACAGCCUGUGGGACAGAGGUUCACCGUUCUCUUCCGGGCCCUUCGCUUACAUGGCAUCACUCAACGAGCCCAUCUAGAGGAGAUGCAGCAGAUCCAUGUCUUUCCUCAGUCCUGGCUGCUCCUCAUCUUCUCCAAGCACUACUACACUCUCCACAGUGGAGGAGACAUGCAAAUAACAGAUUUCUCCCAACAAGCAGUGCGCUUCGGCAUGGUCAUUGAGAGGGAGCCUCAAUACUGCACGCGAACCAUUGGACUGUAUGGCUUCUACUUCCUACUUAAAGCAGCCAGCAUGGGGGAGCUGGACUCACAUGGCUUCUCUCUGCAGAGACUGAGACACUGGGACCCUGCCAUGUCUGUGCAGGCGUGUGAGAGGCAUCCUUUCAGUAUGAUGACAGAGCGGGCCUUGUCCUAUCAGAUCAAUGUGCAGGCCCAUGUGCACGGCCAGUGGCAGGAGUUCAACAGUGGUCCCAUCAACCAGGAGUUUGGCCUGACUAAGCGCACCUGCAAGAGCCAGGUGUUUAAAGUGAGGGGCCUCAGCUUGCCCAUCUUUGUGACCUUCGCCCUGGCAUUCCCUGCAGUCUGAUCCCCUGCCAGACAGUCUCCAUGGUGCUCGUUAUCACACGUAAACAUCACACUUCCUGUCUGAUUAAAAGUAUCCAGGAGGACUUGUCUUAGUGGGGUAGCCUUGAUAGAAAAGAAGAAAGCCACUUCAGAGACGAUCUGUUAGGGACGCAGCCUGUUUUAACCCAAACCAAGCUCAACGCUCUGCCCGUUGACCAAAUCAGGUAAAAUAGUAGUAGUCUGGGACACUUGCUUCUUCCACUGAGACAGGUCAUGGUCUGUCGAGGUACAAGGGACACAAUUAUAGUAAUAUGAUUCAUGCACUUUCACAUCACUUGGUAGUAUGAGGUUGUGUCCCAAAUGGGGCGGCAGGUAGCCUAGUGGUGAGAGCGUUGGACUA
Salmo salar (Atlantic salmon) is the source of this 2676-nucleotide messenger RNA. The record is from RefSeq and is a predicted model, not a curated record. Lineage: Eukaryota; Metazoa; Chordata; Actinopteri; Salmoniformes; Salmonidae.